AUGCUACUGACUCCAGCUUAUCAAACUCUGUAUUCUUUACAGGAGCCCGAACUCACAGCUUGGCCAUUCAGCAUGAGCGCCUUUGAACAAAUGGAAAAGGACUUACAGAGAGACCUGAACCAAAUGAGAAGGGCGAUUAGUUUUAUAAAUGAUAUCUUUCAGCAACAGUCUGAGGUUGUCCGGAGGAAAAGAAAACUUCCUAUGGACAAACUACAAAUGGAUGACAUCGAUCAGCGACAGUCUGAGGUUGUCCAGAGGAAAAGAAAACCUCCUACGGACAAGAUACAAAACAGAAGGGGAAAAAGUGAUGGCAUCAAAAUAAAAAACAAUGAGACGGGCUUCUCACUGUCUCUGGAUGUUAAACAGUUUUCCCCAGAAGAACUGACAGUGAAAGUAGCUGGUAGAAAAGUCACAGUGGAAGGAAAACAUGAAGAGAAACGUGAGGACGGUGAGACAGUCUUCUCCUAUGAAUGCAGUCACUUUAAGAAGGAAGUCCUGUUACCAGAGGAUGUGAAUUCUGAAGAAGUAACUUGUUUGCUGUCCCACAAUGGUGAGCUUGUCAUUGCAGCCCCACGACUGUCCUCACCAGCUGUGACAGGUAGAGACAUUCCCAUCUCUAUCACCACAGACACAAGCAGUGGAAAGGAAGAUGAAAAUGAGAAUGCAGAUAAAACGGACAAUAACAAAAAGCAAGAAAUCUCUUCAAAUGAGGGAAAUGAGGUUCCAGCUGCACAUACUGCCUAA
Messenger RNA from Protopterus annectens (West African lungfish), 744 nucleotides. RefSeq names its product heat shock protein 30C-like. Gene Ontology annotation, biological process: response to heat; protein refolding. The transcript has a single exon. Lineage: Eukaryota; Metazoa; Chordata; Ceratodontiformes; Protopteridae. The record is from RefSeq and is a predicted model, not a curated record. Gene Ontology annotation, molecular function: protein folding chaperone. Bases 1 to 744 code for a protein of 247 amino acids.